AUGAUCGAAUCACUCAUUAGCAUCGCCUUUUGUCUAUCCAGCCUACUGACCUUGAUCAUUCUGCUCCUGCCGUCGCAAUAUGAGCCAUCGAAAAAGGCAAAAGGCGGAAACGGCACGCCGCGGCCGACUGUCCAGAUCCUCGUCUUGGGAGACAUCGGACGGAGCCCCCGCAUGCAGUAUCAUGCCCUGAGUGUCGCCCGCAAAGGCGGGAAAGUCGACAUCAUUGGCUAUCAAGAGUCUGACCCUCACCCUGAGAUUCUGACCGACCCCAAUAUCACGAUAGUUCCACUGCGUCCUCACCCGCCAUUCCUACAGACGAGCAACAAGAUACUGUUUAUACUAUAUGGACCUCUAAAGGUCUUAUUCCAGGUCGCUUAUCUUUGGAAAUGUCUGGCAUAUACGACUGCGCCAGCUCAAUGGAUGAUUGUACAGAAUCCGCCAUCUAUUCCCACACUCGUGGUCGCCUCGGUGUCUUGCUUUCUACGACAUACACGACUGAUCAUCGACUGGCACAACUUUGGAUAUUCGAUUCUCGCCUUGAAAUUGGGUCGAAACCAUCCGCUCGUCAAGGUGUCAACUUGGUAUGAAAGGACCUUCGCCCAAUCGGCUUCAGUCCAUUUUUGUGUCACAGACGCAAUGGGUUCCGUGCUCAAAGAUCAAUUCAACCUCCGCGCACCUAUUCUCACCCUGCACGAUCGACCAGCAAACCAUUUCCACCCGAUCCAAGAUCCGGGAGAGCGCAAGAAGUUUUUGGUCACACUCCCCGGGGCGGAGCCACUGCGUGAAUUAUUAGAAUCCGGCGGCGCGGAGGUGCUGGUCAGCUCUACAUCCUGGACACCGGACGAGGAUUUCUCUGUGCUCAUUGAAGCUCUCCAACAAUAUUCCGAACAAACAGAGAAUGAGCCAUGCCUCCCCCAUAUCCUGGCCGUCAUCACUGGCAAGGGACCCCAGAAGGAGAUGUAUAUGCGGCAAAUUGCGGCAUUGGAGGCAGAAGGGAAGCUGAAGAAGGUCACCAUUCGGACUGCAUGGCUGACAGUGCAGGACUACGCUCAACUUCUAGCCUCGGCAUCACUGGGGGUCAGUCUGCACACCAGCAGCAGUGGAGUAGAUCUUCCAAUGAAAGUUGUAGACAUGUUUGGUGCAGGACUGCCCGUGGUUGGAUGGAAUCGCUUCAAAGCUUGGCCGGAAUUGGUGACUGAGGGUGUCAACGGAAUGGGUUUUGGGAGCGCGGCCGAGUUGACUGAUCAAUUGGUGACUUUUUUCAAAUAUCCGCAGCAGCUGAAUCGUCUUCGGACGGGCGCGCAAAUGGAAAGCGGCCGCCGCUGGGAGGAUGAGUGGGAUCCGAUCGCAGGGACUUUGCUAGGCCUCACAUGA
This is a messenger RNA of Penicillium diatomitis, 1374 nucleotides long. Its product is annotated as chitobiosyldiphosphodolichol beta-1,4 mannosyltransferase. Bases 1 to 1374 code for a protein of 457 amino acids. Gene Ontology annotation, cellular component: endoplasmic reticulum. Gene Ontology annotation, molecular function: mannosyltransferase activity. Lineage: Eukaryota; Fungi; Ascomycota; Eurotiomycetes; Eurotiales; Aspergillaceae. The record is from RefSeq and is a predicted model, not a curated record. The transcript is spliced from 3 exons.